UAUAUUAAAAAAAUACAAAGUAUAUAGUGUGAACACAUUUAUGAAUAUAGUGUGAACGCGUUAGCAUAUUUAUUAUCAAAUCAUUGUGAAGCUGCCACGUGUCUAUUAUAGUGUGAAUGCAUUUAUUACAAUGCUUCUCCUUUAAUAUAUAAGGGAUUACAAAAGACUUAAAUACACACACAUAUUCAGUAUUCACUAAUGUAUAGUCUUAUUUUAUUUUUAAUUAAUUUUAUUUUUAGAAUUUUAUCCUUCAUUUGUUUCUUUUUGCAACAUAUUUUAGCAUAAACAGAUAAAUUAAAAUUUUACUUUUAAUAAAACCACUUGGUUAAAAAAGUAACUAAAAAUAAUUAAUCAUUGUUAUGCUGAACAAAUAGGACAAAAACUACACAUUAACUUUUAAUAUUUUAAUCAAUUGUUUUAAUAGUUUUGCACAGAAAGUUUUAAGACAUCAUACAAAUUGAAUAAAACUAUAUUCAAGACAUCAUACAAAAAAACCGGAGAGAGUAUUAUUUAAUAUUGAUUAAUAGUAUCUUUAUAUAUUUACCAACCGAUUUUAUAUACUUUACAUACACAUACAUGUGAACAUUGGCGUGAGCAUCUAUAUAACUAAAUAUUCACCACAACUGAAGUAUCUAAUUCUCUUAGAAGUUGAAAUAUUUUUUAAUGCUUCUCUCACUAUUGACCAAAUUGUAAUAAAAUAAUUUUUCUUAAUAACUUUAUUUUUCUUUUCUUUAACUAUUAUAUGUUUAAAAACUAUAAUGCGAAACAAUUGGUUCGACAUUAGAACUAUCUAAAAUUCAUGAAACCUAAAAAUCAAACAAAUAAUAAUAAUUUUUGGUUAUCACCGGAAAACCAAAACCAUCAACAAUUUGAAUCAAACAAACCAAAAUAAAUAUUAAUUUAGAAUUAUAGUUAUAUUUUAAGAGAUUAAAAACCAAAAAACUAACUUAAUUAAAACUGAACAGAUAUUCAGAUUAAACAUAUUUAAUGUUUCCUUAUUAAAAAUAACAAAACUAAUAAUCACAUUCUUGCGCGGAUUAUUACCUAGUAUAUAUAUGUGAGUAUAUAUAUGUGAGUCUGAAUUAGUACACAUCAAACAGAAAAUUAAUUAGAAAUUUGUUCAUUUUGCUAGAUUUGUAUUCAAGAACAGAUGCAUUAAUUAAUAUCGUACGGUUAAAUCAGCCCUGUAACAACAAAGAAAUACCGUACGGUUUGUGAAAGAAAUCAAUCACUGGAACAGAAGGUACAACUCGGAGAUCGUUAGAUGUUCCAGCAACGUACAUUCCGUGUGUCUCGAUUUCUUCCCCUCUCCGGUCACUUGUGUUAAACGGAUAUAGACAUAGAGUGAAGGAGUUUGUGUAGGUUUGGUUAAUACCAAGCCUUAAAUAGAGAAAAUAUCAUUUCGAUCAUCAUUAUUACAUUGUCUAGUAUACGAAUUACUAGACUUGUUAAUUUUCACGGUACAUUUUAGGUAGUGAUAAUGUUAGAUAUCUUAUAUACUAUCAAUUCAACUCAUAUCUGCUGUUGUCAACCUUAAACUGAAAUGGACAGCUCUUGACAAAAAAAAAAAAGAAAUGGACAAUCUAGUUCUAUGUUCUUGGCAUCUUAGAUCUAAAAAGUAACAAAGAGUUUUGGUAACAAGCAAUUCGACUACCUUUUAGUAUUAGUUGGAAAAUAUUCCAAAUUUGGAUUAGGUAGUGUGGUAGCUUUUCUAAGAAACUAAUUAUAUUUUCACCGAGAAGCUGAUAGGAACAAGUGAACUUAAAAAAAAAAAAAAAAUUUGAAACACGAUAGGAACAAGUGAACAACAUAUGGAAUAGUAACAAAGAGUGAAAAUGUUUUUUUCAAAAUUAAAGGCAAGCCCAAAAAUGCGAAUAUGGAAUAGAGAGGGAAAAUAAGACAUGGAUUUCACAAGUUUAUGCUAAACUAUACGAAUUGGGUUGUUUCAGAGGCCGUCAUAUAGGAGAAUCCAUAGGCCCGACGCUACCAUACGGUGUACAUUGUACUAAACGCAUACACACAUAUAAUAAUGUGAAAAAGAUGCGGGAAGGAGAGACAUUGUCAUCUUUUAGCUUUCGUCAAAGUGGUGACACGUGAAGCUUGUCAGAAUCCACUACUCCACGUGCCCUUUUAGUUGUACCCGUCUUCCGCUAUCCAUAAUCAUUGAGUUUAUCAACUUUUGUUGUUGUGUGCGUCAUAAUAUUGACAUCAAAACCUGAUUAAACAACAAAAUUGACUUGUGAAAAUAAAAUUAUCGUAGGGCUUUUUUUUUUUCCAUCUGUAUUUUAUUAAACAGGCAAAAGUCAUAAAAAAACCAUACAAAGGCCCAAUCCCUAUAAGCCCAAAAACAAACGGGCCAAAGAAAACGAAAAAACACAAGGCCUACAGCCCACCUACGAAGUCGGGCAGGCCGACGAAAAAAAAAACAAAAAAAAAAAACACACUUUAAGACACGCAUGUCGAAAAGAAGACCACGUGUCAUCACCUCAACAACAAAGGAUACACGCGUCACACGAUAACACACCUCCACCGAUCGCGGCCCGACCGCGAAGAAACUACCGGCGAGGACGAAAUACGACCACGAAGUUCGCCGGAACACACCGGAAUCAGAAUCACACCACCAGAUACAACCGAGACCUUGACCAGAUCCACCGAAACCACCUCCAACGACAGUAUUGGAACUGGAUUCAGUUUCUCAAAUGAACGCGUCGGAGAGAAUCAAUCGACCGGAGUCGAGAUCUCAUCCAAGCUCAGGCCCCCACCACCAUGACGAAACCUUCACACACCUCGAGCACUCCCCGAGGAAACCAAACGACCAACCAAUCUUGCGAUACUUUAGCCGGCAAUCACCACCGAAGACGAACUGAACGGCUCGAAAAAGAGCUCGUAACGCCAUCAAUGUUUCAUCGCCGGAUACAAACGCUGGAUAGUUCCACCGAAGAAAGCGCGAACCACCGGAAGCACAGUCAGCUACACGCCAUCGAGGAGACAGCCGUAUACCGGAAUCGAUAAACACAACUCAUGGAGAGAACCACCGCGACUCUCGAUCUCAAAGUCUCAGAGAGAAAAGAGAGAGAGUCUACCAUUCCCUUUUUCAAACCACGUGAAGAGCUUACUGUGAGGGAGAUUUGUUUUAUUAAAAUACAGAUGGAAAAAAAAAAUUAUCGUAGGGUUUCUGCAUCAAUAAAUCUUUCGUACAAUAACUUGUGAAUAAAGAGUAAGAAAAGAGAAUGAAAAUAUUAUCAUUUGACACUUGUUAAAUUGUUAAAACCAUCUGGAUGGCAUUGGUAUUAUCAAAUUGUCUGGUCAUCGUCGACCAAGAAAAUAUGGUCAUCGCAAGCUGUCAAAGACGGUUUUCCCGAGCAGUUAGCACUGCACUGUCUAUUUAAGAUUCGAUUUAAAUGUUUAAUAAAAUACUUAACAAGGAGUAGUAUAUAACUUUGGCUGUACUUUUUGAUAGUAUGUUACAGUAAUCAUUUUGUUGGCUGGUCGCUCAUCACGUUAUUAUUCCUCUUUACUCUUACUUCAUUUGUUUUCUUCCACAUCAACAUGAAUGAAGAAACGCAUUAGACAGAAUACAAACUAUAAUUAAUAACACUAAAUUCACCUGUUUUGUCAUAACCAAUUUUGUUUAAACUCACACAAGCAAAAUGCUAACCAAUCUUACAACCAUUUUUAACUAGCAGUCUUCUCUCUCUCUCUCUCUCUGCAAAUCCAAAUUCACACAAGCCCUAAGUUAUUUUCUCCGCCGUUCUACACCGUCAAUGUGGCGGCCGUGGCGCAAAUCGUCGGUUAAGACGCACAAAACAUACUCUCCCACCGCCUCUUUCUCCUUCAAAGACGUCCACCACCUCUGCACAGACGACUCCUCUUCUCUCCCUUCUUCUCCCUCUCUUUCCAGAGUUCUUCACCGAGUCUGCACUGCCAACUUGAUCCUCCGCUCCUGGCCAACUCCUCCCUCUAACCACCUCCUCCGCGCAGACUCCGAGCCUGUCACUCUACGGCGGAAUCACGAACCAGAUGUUAUACGGAUCUCCAUCCCCGGCGCGGAGAGCAGCAUCGUCGUCUACUUCACCAGCCUCCGCGUCGUUCGUCCCACGUUCGAGGACUGCCGAGCAGUCACGACGAUCCUCCGCACCUUCCCCGUGCGAAUCGACGAGCGAGAUCUCUCAAUGGACGCGUCUUACGCGGCGGAGCUGGAGCGGAUCUUCUUCGGCGGUAAGAAAGAUAUUCCGAAGCUGCCGCGCGUGUUUAUCGGCGGAAGGUACGUCGGGGGAGCGGAGGAGGUGAUACAGCUUCACGAGACCGGAGAGCUGAAGAAGCUCGUACAAGAGUUGCCGAGGGUUGAGCGAGGGGUUUGUGAGAUGUGCGGCGGUUAUAGGUUCGUACCGUGCAACGACUGUCACGGUAGUCAUAAGGUGUAUACGGAGAAGUUAGGGUUUAGAACAUGCUCGACGUGCAACGAGAAUGGUCUCGUCAGGUGUUCGUCUUGUUCGUAUUCGCGUCACAGGCCUAGUUCCUAGAUUUUUUUUUUGUUAUAAUUCUAUAGGGAAAUUGGAAUAUUUAAAAAUAUUUGUUUUAUCUGUUUUGGAAGUUUCCAUAUUUGUAAAGUUCGAAAUGGGAAGUGGUAGCUUUCGGCUUGUCUUUAGAUAGUUAGAUUCGUGUUAUAUUAAGGGCCUGACUGGUUCAAACGCAGCGGUUGCGGUUGCGGCUGCGGGCGUUUGCAGAUGCGGAUGGUUGCAGGUUUUAGCUGUUUUAAGAGAUUUGUACGACUGAUUCUGGGGUUAGAAAUUGGUGCGUUUGCGGGAUACUUAGAGCAUGAUUAUCCCAUGAUCCUUAAGCGGGUUUCUUUGUGAUUAUUUAAUAUUAUAAAUGUAUUUAAGUGGGGUUAAAAACUCUAGUUAAGAAACUCUCAUUUUGAGCGGUCUAAUGGGAGUUUCUUAAUUCGGAGUUCUUAAAAAAAAUUAUUUAUUUUUAAUAAAAAAAUUAUUUAUUAAAUAUCUAAAUAAAAUAUAUAAAAAGAUAAUAUUUAAAACAUAGAUUUAAAAAAAUACAUAAUAACAAAGAUUAGUACAAUAAUCGAAAAUAAUUCG
Brassica rapa (field mustard) is the source of this 5093-nucleotide messenger RNA. RefSeq lists its product as uncharacterized. NCBI's taxonomy places the organism in Eukaryota, Viridiplantae, Streptophyta, Magnoliopsida, Brassicales, Brassicaceae. The record is from RefSeq and is a predicted model, not a curated record.